GGCUUAAAUUGAGGAAAAUUGUAAUAUUUUACAUCUUUGAGUUACAAAUCAUCCCACUACCUUAGAAAUGCCUCUCUCCGAGAUGAUUGCUUCUUUAGGAAGCAAUCAGUACUUUUCAGCCGGAUUUGGACUAGUUGGCGUGGGUGCAGGGCUUGCAGUGUUACGAAAGGGAGGUCAGUUUGCUUUCACUGCCUUCCGACGAUACGCGAUCAUUACUCUUGAAGUUCCAAGCAAAGACAAGAGUUACCACUGGGUUCUACAGUGGAUCGCCGCUCAGGGUCAAAGAGCCCAGCAUCUCAGUGUAGAGACAACUUUUCAACAACACGAAACAGGGAAAAUAAACACGCGAUUCGACUUCUCGCCUUGUCCUGGGGUUCAUUUCUUCAAGUACAAAAACAGCUUCGUUCGUGUAGAGCGAUCAAGAGAGAAGAUGGUUGAUCUAACCACGGGGGCGCCAUGGGAGACUGUAACACUCACAUCUCUUGCAACAAACAAACAGUUGUUUUUCGAUAUCUUGAGCGAGGCAAGGCAAAUGGCACUUGAAAAACAAGAAGGAAAAACUGUUAUGUACACAGCGAUGGGUGCCGACUGGAGACAGUUUGGUUUUCCAAGGAGAAAGAGACCGCUGGAUUCUGUGAUUCUGGAUGAUGGUGUCUCUCAGAAAAUUUUGGCUGAUGUUAAAGAAUUCAUUGCAUCUGCCAAGUGGUACAUAGACAGAGGUAUUCCAUACCGAAGAGGAUAUUUGUUGUAUGGGCCUCCUGGAUGUGGGAAAAGCAGCUUUAUACAAGCACUAGCAGGAGCUCUGGACUACAGCAUAUGUGUCAUGAACUUAAGUGAUCGCAGUCUGUCAGAUGACCGCCUAAACCAUUUAAUGAGUGUAGCACCCCAGCAAAGUAUUAUUCUGUUAGAGGAUAUUGAUGCUGCCUUUGUAAAGAGAACUGAUGAGAAGGAAGAAGGGAGAGCAAGUGGUUACGUAAACAGGGUGACUUUUAGUGGUCUUCUGAACACCUUGGAUGGCGUGGCAUCAUCUGAAGAACGCAUUGUUUUCAUGACUACUAAUCACCUGGACAGGCUUGAUCCAGCCCUCAUACGACCAGGCAGGGUGGAUGUCAAACAGGAGAUUGGCCUCGCUUCCAAAUCUCAGUUACAAAAGAUGUACACUCGCUUUUAUCCCGACCAGAUUCCUUCUUGCGCAGAGGAGUUCGCGGACAAAGUAUUUAGAUUGAAGCAGGGAAGAAGCAUCGCGCAGAUACAAGGACACUUUAUGCUAUUCAAAAACGACCCUCUAGGUGCCAUAGAAAAUAUCGAAAUUCUUAGAAACUAG
Molecule: messenger RNA, 1324 nt
Organism: Pocillopora verrucosa
Lineage: Eukaryota; Metazoa; Cnidaria; Anthozoa; Scleractinia; Pocilloporidae
Product: mitochondrial chaperone BCS1
Biological process (GO): mitochondrial respiratory chain complex III assembly; protein insertion into mitochondrial inner membrane from matrix
Cellular component (GO): mitochondrial inner membrane
Molecular function (GO): ATP binding; ATP hydrolysis activity
Source: RefSeq, a predicted model, not a curated record